Messenger RNA from Salvia splendens (bonfire salvia), 513 nucleotides. Its product is annotated as exopolygalacturonase-like. The record is from RefSeq and is a predicted model, not a curated record. NCBI's taxonomy places the organism in Eukaryota, Viridiplantae, Streptophyta, Magnoliopsida, Lamiales, Lamiaceae. The transcript has a single exon. Bases 1 to 513 code for a protein of 170 amino acids. Gene Ontology annotation, molecular function: polygalacturonase activity. Gene Ontology annotation, biological process: carbohydrate metabolic process.
AUGGCGUUGGAGCACGUAAACGGCUUGAGCAUAAGCGACAUUCAUUCCAUCAACAUCAAAAAGUUCCACUUCAGCAUCCACAACUGCAACGGCGUAGCCAUCACCAACAUCCACGCCACCGCCCAGGCCGACAGCCCCAACACCGACGGCAUCCACCUGCAAGCCUCCAGCACCAUCACAAUCUCCGGUGCAAGCUUCGCCACCGGCGACGACUGCAUCUCCAUAGGAGAAGGAGUAACCAACGUGAACAUCACUCAAGUCAACUGCGGGCCGGGCCAUGGCAUCAGCAUAGGCUCCCUAGGGAAGUAUCCGGAUGAGAAGGAAGUCAGUUCAAUUCGUGUCACCAAUUGCAAUUUCACAGACACCCAAAACGGGCUGAGGAUCAAGACGUUUGGGCAUUCGCCACCGGGGCUUGUUUCGGAUGUCAGUUUUGAGGGCAUUAGGGUGAAUAAUGUGGACAAUCCGAUCAUCAUCGAUCAACAUUACUGCCCAGUGCCCACACUCGGAAUGUGA